Messenger RNA from Aspergillus pseudoviridinutans, 1329 nucleotides. RefSeq lists its product as uncharacterized. The record is from RefSeq and is a predicted model, not a curated record. NCBI's taxonomy places the organism in Eukaryota, Fungi, Ascomycota, Eurotiomycetes, Eurotiales, Aspergillaceae. Bases 1 to 1329 code for a protein of 442 amino acids. The transcript has 3 exons.
AUGGUGCGAUCGAGCGCUCAAUACGGUUAUGACUCACUAGAAGUGGAGGAAUCACACGGAUAUGAAGAAACCAGAGAUUGCAAACGGGCGGAAUGGCCCUCGAUCGACAGUGUCGCCUUCAUGAAACCAUAUAUCGUCGGCGCGGUCAAUGUCGUCCUCGUGCUCGGGGCCCUCAAUAUGAUCGCCGUGAUCAGUAUUCUCAUCACGCUUCUAGUCAAAUUUAACAACACGGCCAACUCAUCCGACUUUGCACUUUACAAAAACACCAAGUUCAAGCAGUGCGCAUCCGUGGUGCCUGAGGCGAGCAACUGCAGCGCCAUAGCGGCCGCGUGGAAAGAGAGUGAUCUCUACUCCACGUAUGCCGACUUAGGGCGGUACUACGUCCUCGAAACGGGAGUCACCGCACCUAAUAAAUACUCUUAUGAUUGGUGUCAGAUAGUCAGCUGCUUCAACGGCUACAAGGUCAUUCCCUCGUCGGCGACUGAUUCGGCCAUGGGGCCGACCGCGUUGUACGGUUGGUGGGCCAUCACCCUUACCUCGGUCAGUGCAGUGUGGAGCUUGAGGAAGGUCGCGCCAUAUUUCAAUCAGGAGGUGGAGGAGUGUCGCGGAAUCCGGGACAUCAGCGUGAUUGACUGGGCCUUCCUGAUCUGGGAUAUAGUCGGGCCAAUGGUCACCUGGUGGAUCUCCUUCGCCUUCUCGUUCAUCUACCCGACGCCGAAAGCCACUUACUCUUUACUUGCUUGGACAGUGACCUGGCGAUACUCCAGCCAAAUCCAAUUCCACCCCUACUCGUGUAUCUUGUCUCGUGUGCCCCGCAUCCGCCGCCUUCUACCCUGGAUCGUUGGCUUAGUGGCCGUUCUGCAGUGGGGAGCCACCAUCUAUUCGGUGCAUCGGCAGGUAAGCGGAGGCACGCGAGGCAUGCAGACAAUCUAUAACAGCUACACAUGCCUGGGAAAACAGAUACCCAGUGCCCCAGGCACGUCCACCUGCUCAGCUGCAGAGCUCUGCCAAAAAUCCUGGCUGUUUAGCGAACCUCAUUUCUACAUGCCGGGAGAUGACGCGGCGGGAUUCCCCGCCGGGAGGGCCUACGAAAAAUGGUCGCCGAUACUUAUUCUCGCCGUGGUCGGGGGUGGCACAAUAGCCGUGUUCGGCCUCUUGUACCCGAUUUCCUUGGGCACAAACUGGAACCAGAGACAUGCGGACUCUUGGGUGGCAUUUGACACGGAGUGUCGGGCUGUUCAUGUUGCGUUAAGCCCGUGGAGAUUCUACUUGGAUGUCGACAAAUAUGCGAGGGCACUGCGCAUUGCUCGACUGUGGUUUGGUGUGUGA